UCGGCACAACCACAAGCGUGUCCCCGCGAACUGUCCCCUGCACGGCCGCACCAACAUCUCUCUCGCCACAGCCCGCGCCCCGCGCAACCUUCUCAAAAACCCCUCGUCGCGUUCGCACUUACAACCUUCAUCAAACACCCGUUGGGCGUCUCCUCCCCACAGUCCCACGCCCACCGCGCCGCGCGGCUUCCGAGAAUGGCACGGCACGCCAAAACGGACUCCGACGUGACGAGCCUGGCGCCGUCCUCGCCGCCGCGGUCGCCACGCCGCCCGGCCUACUACGUGCUCAGCCCGGCCGCCUCCCACCCGGACGUCGUCCACGCCUCCGGCGGAGUGGCGGCCGCUGAGAAGAUGUCGCUAGCCGGCUCCACCCCGGCCGAGUCGCCGCUCCACUAUCAUUUCCAGCACCACCCGGGGGUCGGCGUGCACCACUCCCGGGAGUCCUCCACGGGGCGGCUCCUCUUCUCCGACCAGCUCCGCUCCGGCGGCGCCGGCGGCACGGCUGGCAGCGCCCCCUGGCGCCGGCUCGGGCACGGCAGCGGCGCGGGCAGCGUCGGCGACGACGAGGACGAGGACGAGUCCUUGCACGGCGCUGCGGCGUCGCCGUGGAGGUGCUACGCGCUCGGGGCGUUCGCGUUCUUCGCCGUGUUCGCUUUCUUCUUGCUCGUGCUGUGGGGCGCCAGCAAGUCCUACAAGCCUCACGUCGUCGUCAAGAGCGUGGUGUUCGAGUCGUACCACAUCCAGGGCGGCACGGACCGGACGGGCGUCCCCACGAAGAUGAUGUCGGUCAACGCGACGGUCCGGCUGCGCUUCCGCAACCGCGGCACCUUCUUCAGCCUGCACGUCACCGCCACGCCGUUCCUCCUCUUCUUCGACGACCUCACCGUCGCCUCCGGAGACAUGAAGGAGUUCUACCAGCCGCGGAAGAGCGGGCGGGUCGUGACGGUGUCCGUGGUGGGCAAGCAGGUUCCGCUCUACGGCGCGGGCGCGAACCUGCACAGCAAGCCCAACAACGGCCGCCUCGGCCCCGCGGUGGUGCCCGUCAGGCUCGCCUUCGUGCUGCGGGCGCGCGCCCACAUCCUCGGCCUCCUCGUCAAGUCCAAGUUCUACCGCCGUGUCCACUGCGGCUUCGACAUCCGCGAGGCCCACCUCGGCAGGCCCGUGCGCGGCGUCGCCGCCGACUGCGAGUACCACGACGGCAGGUGACAUGAACCUUUCGGUCGUCGGCGAGCAGAUUCGUGUUGGUUAGUAAGUGUAUUGGGUGGCUAGGUCAGAACUGAGACCUAUGUGAUGAACUGAUAAGCUGUAAUUGAUUGGCUGUAGGCUCGUAGAGUUCGUAACAUGAAGACGAACCAUUCUGAUGUAACAGGGACAUGGACUUGAGCGGAUUUAAAAACCAGGAGAGGACAUUAUAUAUGUACGUCAUGCUUGAUCAUGCUGAACUUCUUG
Messenger RNA from Phragmites australis (common reed), 1449 nucleotides. RefSeq lists its product as uncharacterized. The record is from RefSeq and is a predicted model, not a curated record. Lineage: Eukaryota; Viridiplantae; Streptophyta; Magnoliopsida; Poales; Poaceae. The transcript is spliced from 3 exons. Bases 196 to 1206 code for a protein of 336 amino acids.